GUGUCACAUCACUUUCGGUUCCGUAUUAAGUCGCGACCAUGUUAACUGGCGACCGACUUCCGAAUGCCGCCCCGGUUGCUCUUAGUUACGGCAGCUGUUUGUAGCAGGAGGGAGGCAUGUUAGCUGUCCACGCCGAUGCCGUGUCCCAAUGUUUUCAUAGUGUUUAGUCAUCUGUACGCGUCAGAGUCGCAGGCUGACGGUCGCAGGCUGACGGUGGGACUCAUCUGAAACUCUGGGUUGCAUGUACUGACUGACACUGUACCAUUGGCCUAAUACAUUAGAUUAACGUUUGCUUUUUUGUCCUUUAUAAUGUGUCUUCACACUGUAUGGCUCUGGUUAUGUCAUAUGGAGUAGAUCGCAAUCAGUGGUCACAAUCAGAUUGUUUACUAUGCGUCUUUCCUGUAUAACUCGCGCCCUCGUUGCUGCGCAUUGACGUUUUAAUAUUGGUCCUGUCUUUGCCACAAAAUCUUUUGAUGUCAUACGGAAAUGCUCACGGACAAGAAAACCAAUAGCGAGCACGCGCUGCUUAUAUGUUGAACUAGAGCAAACGUAUGAAUGAGACGCUGCUCCGCUUCCGCACAACGUUGAAGUGACCGUGACCGUUUGUUACAAACACGACACAAAAGACGAGUUAAAUGUGAGAUCUGACAACACAGUAACAACAGACACACGAUAGCAGCUGCUGGCGACAACAUAGCACAUGAAAACACGUUAUUAAACAACUGGAUUUAUCGUAACAUCGACUCAAAGUGGUCGCAAGUUAACCUGGCUGCUGCUGUUGUUGCGCGUGACCACCUUAUGCUUGUUAGAUACGACUAAUGCGGAGCGGUGAGAGACGAUCUACCUGUGGCUCAGUGGUUCCGUAUGUGGACGAACCAUGGUUUGGGCGCUGUUGAAUUAUUAAUUUAUUUCUAACGUCAAACCAACUUCACCGCGGUUGACAGCGCGCACCAUUAAAAGGCCAUUAAAGGCGCUCCUUUUGGUUUUAAUCUGCCAUGGAAACUAUCCUAACUAACCAGUGGUAUUUGUGAUGCCAGGUGUAUUAUAUUUGAAGUAAACAGCCCCUAUCGUUAUAGUUGAAGUGCGCGAUUCGUUCGAUACUUAAACCGGUAACGGUGUUGCGAUCGCAGAGAAGCGCCGAGAGACUCAUUCUAGUGAACAACGGAAGACUGAGAUCCAAUUCUUUAGAGCUAACAUCCUAAACAAACAUACUGUAAACUGCAAAAUAUCAGAAAUGAUGGAAUUUACUAUGCGUGUUUGCAAGACUCACUGAUGAAAUGUAUAAUAACAUAAUUCGCCUAUAUUGUAAAACUUGGCUUUAAAUAAAAUGUGUUCCUCAAUUUGAUAGAACACAGUUCCUUCACAGUACUACUUAGUACUUCAUGGACUACUACCACAGCAAAUAUGAACUUAUUUUACCGCAUCGUUUUGGAAUAAUCCAUUGAUAAAGUUUCUACAGUAAUAUGGGUUUAUAUAUUAUAUUAUAAAUAUUAUAUUUAACUGCAGCCCAGUGACUUUAAAACCCCAACAUGAAGCUAAGGACUCAGAUCCGUUCAACAUCCAUCCAUUCAUUUUCUAAACCGCUUAUUCCCUAAUGCGGGGUCACGGGGGUGCUGGAGCCUAACCCAGCUGACUAUGGGCGAGAGGCAGGAAGAUGAGCAAUUGUGUGAAAGAAGAGGACGGAGCAGAACCUCCAGGAUCCAGAUGUGUGUCUAUGAAGAAUGACAGGACCAAAGAUGAGCCUCAAUCAUUCAGUCCUAAACCUGGAGCCUCAGACUCAAAAGGUCAGCACCACAAACAAAGAGCAGAACCUCUAGAAUCCAGCUGUCUGUCUUUGAAGAGUGACAUGUCCAAAGAUGAUCCUCCAAACCUCAGUCAUGAAUCUGGAGCCUCGGACACAAGAGGGAAGAGAAGGAGUCGUGUCCCUGUGGAGGAGCAGCCGCCCUACUGUGCUGUGUGUCAGGAGGUUCUGAAUGAUCCAGUCUCUAGCAGCUGUGGACACUGCUUCUGCAGACAGUGCUUCACCUCAUACUGGGACCAGUCUGGACCAGACUCCUCUUGUCCCCAGUUUGGGAAAAGAUUCAGAACCAGGGCUGGACUGCUGAUGGGUCAUGAGACCAGCACUGACCAAUUAGAUGUUGCUCUGCAGGAGGCUUUAGACAAACAUAAACUCAGUCUGAGGAGCAGAAGUGAACGUGUGACUGAAGGAGGUGAAACAGGAAGUGGAGUCCUCCUCACCAGCAUCUACACUGAGCUCUACAUCACAGAGGGACAGAGUGAAGAGGUGAACACCCAACAUGAGGUGAGGCAGCUGGAGACAGCUUCCAAGAAGAAGACCCUCCAUGAGGCUCCCAUCAAGGUCCACGACAUCUUUAAAGCCUCCUCUGACACACACAGACCCAUCAGACUGGUUCUGACCAAUGGCGUCGCUGGCGUUGGAAAAACCUUUUCUGUGCAGAAGUUUACUCUGGACUGGGCAGAGGGCCGGGAAAACCCAGAUGUCAGUGUGGUGGUCCUGUUCAGGGAGCUGAACCUGAUCAGAGAUCAGCAGCACAGUCUUCUCACGCUGCUCCAUGUUUUCCAUCCGACGCUCCAGAAGGUCCCAGCAGAGCAGCUCCCUGUCCUUAAGCUUCUGUUCAUCUUUGACGGCCUGGAUGAAAGCAGACUCUCACUGGACUUCAGCCACAGGGAGCUGGUGUCUGACGUCACACACACGUCAUCAGUCAACGUGCUGCUGACCAACCUCAUCCAGGGGAACCUGCUUCCCUCAGCUCUGGUCUGGAUCACUUCCCGACCCGCAGCGGCCCGUCAGAUCCUUUCUAUGUGUGUGGACCGGGUCACAGAAGUACGAGGCUUCACCGACACCCAGAAGGACGAGUACUUCAGGAGGAGAUCCAGCCACGAGGGGCUGUCCACCAGAAUCAUCUCACACGUCAAGACGUCCAGGAGCCUCCACAUCAUGUCUCAGAUCCCAGUGUUCUGCUGGAUCACUGCUACGGUUCUGGAGCACAUGAUGACCACAGAGCAGAGAGGAGAGCUGCCCAAGACCCUGACGGACCUGUACUCAUAUUUCCUGCUCGUCCAGACCAAGAGGAAGAGGAGCAAGUACCAUGAGGGACGUGAGACAAGUCCACAGGAGCUGACGGAGGCUGACAGGGAAGUUCUCCUGAAGCUGGGGAGGCUGGCGUUCAAACAUCUGGAGGAAGGAAGGCUAAAUUUUCUGAGUGUGGACUUACAAAGACUCAUUGUAAAGCUGUGGCCUCAGCUCUGAAGUCAAACCCAUCAAAUCUGACACAACUGGACCUGAGUGAAAACGACCUGCAGGACUCAUCAGUGAAGUUUCUGUGUGCUGGACUGGAGAGUCCUCACUGUCAACUGCAGACUCUGAGAUUAAGUUGGUGCAGUUUGUCAGAGAUCAGCUGUCAUUCUCUGGUCUCAGACUGAAGUCCAACCCGUCACAUCUCACAGAACUGGAUCUGAGCUGGAACAAGCUACAGGAUUCAGGAGUGAAGCAGCUGUGUGGAUUUC
Molecule: messenger RNA, 3528 nt
Organism: Betta splendens (Siamese fighting fish)
Lineage: Eukaryota; Metazoa; Chordata; Actinopteri; Anabantiformes; Osphronemidae
Product: protein NLRC3-like
Exons: 6
Coding region: 1655-3271 (538 amino acids)
Source: RefSeq, a predicted model, not a curated record